Messenger RNA from Chiloscyllium plagiosum (whitespotted bambooshark), 1508 nucleotides. It is a transcript of the gene mydgf, whose product is annotated as myeloid-derived growth factor. NCBI's taxonomy places the organism in Eukaryota, Metazoa, Chordata, Chondrichthyes, Orectolobiformes, Hemiscylliidae. The record is from RefSeq and is a predicted model, not a curated record. Gene Ontology annotation, biological process: positive regulation of angiogenesis; positive regulation of endothelial cell proliferation.
CCGUCAGUAGCAUGGCGGUUGCGCAGUGAGGCGCAGGCCGCUGUUCGGAGCAAGAGGUGCAAUGGCAUGGGCUGGGCACGCGCUGCUGGCCGUUAUUUUGAUUUGCGCGGUUGGCUCGAGCGGCGCGUCCGGGCUCUCGCGCACGGGGGAGUUCGAUGUCAGGCCGGGGGGCUUGGUGCACUCGCACAGUGAGACACUGGGUGAACAUGUAUGCACAUUCACAUAUGCAUCUCAAGGAGGAACCAAUGAGCAAUGGCACAUGAGUGUAGGCAUCAGUGAGGACAACAAGCUAUUCUCUUGCUCUGUCUGGCGACCUCAGGGAAAGUCCUACCUGUUCUUUACCCAGUUUAAGGCUGAAGUUACGAAUGCUAAAAUUGAAUUUGCAAAUGGUUUUUCUCAAGCAGCAGUAGAAGGUCGUAAUGAAGUUCCCCUGAAAGAAAGUGAAUAUAUUGUUGGUGAAAAUACUGUGACCCAAAAAGAUGGAUCAUUCAGAUCAGAGUUGUCUAAGCUCCUAAUCAUUGCUCGCAUAGGCCAUGAUGAACUGUGAUUCGGAUGACUGACUUUGUAAUGGUUGAAAAAAUUUGGAAAUGUUUUGGAAUAAUUCUAUUCUGAGCUGUGUAGGUCAGCUAAUGGGAAUACUGUAAUUUGGCAUCUCCCUAUAUCCUUCCUUUUCAGCCUCCUUUUUCCUUUUGGAGCAGCAGGACAGUUUCGACAUCUGAUUCAAGGAGUUUAAAGCAAUUUAGUUUGACAUCAUAGAUGAGUUUUUGGGCAGGGGCUAGACUGACAUUCUUGUUGUACCCAGCUCCCCCACAGACCUAAAGCUGGGGGUCUUGGUUAAUAAGAUGCCUUACAGUAUCUUACCUAGAAAGAGGUAAAGUGUCCAUGGAAGUUUGCACCCAGAAAACUACCAGUAUUCUGGUGACUUAGUCAACUAAUUCAAACUGUUAUCAUUACCAUAUAUUAAUACAUCUGAUACAGGAUUUAAUCAAAUUUGUAAAUUAUUCAUUUAAAAAGUAUACCUGCUUUCCACCUUUUGUGUAAAUUAAUUGAUGUGUUUGAUCAGUCAACAUACACUGGGUGCUCUGUGACCCUAAUGCAGAACUACUACUCAUUGAAGCGCCAGAUGAAAAUGAAACUUACCUCUUAAUUGUCAGAAUGAACAUAGACUUAUGUAAUGCAAAAAUAAAAAUAUUUGUAUGUAAAGGUUUUCAACAAAUUGUUUUGUUAAAUAUGUGAUAGAGUUCAUCUCCGUCGGUCUUUAGAAUAUGCUGUGAUGCAAACAAAUUUUCAUGCUCUAUCGGAUUUCCUCCAUAAUCAAAGAUAGUGAACAGAGAUUAUAAUUUUGGGACCACGUAUGCCUUUAUGUACUGCGAUUAAUUGCAAGUACUGUGAUAUUAACGUGAUGUGUGAUCUACAGAUUUUUGUUCUACUUUGCUCAUGAUCCAUUGUUUUUCUCUUAUAUGUCAGAGCUCUGUUACAAAGGGAAAUAAAUUACUGAUGUCAACUCA